Messenger RNA from Spodoptera exigua (beet armyworm), 1702 nucleotides. The record is from the annotation of a GenBank genome assembly. Lineage: Eukaryota; Metazoa; Arthropoda; Insecta; Lepidoptera; Noctuidae.
GUCAUUACAAAGGAAUGUCACUAUUUUUUGUAGGUUACUGUCAAUCAUUACUGUCAAUCGGUGAAUUUCAGUAUGGUUAUUGGUUGUGUUUAUUUCUUCAUUGCCAAUAUUAUUUAAUUUUCUACUGAGACGUUUUACUCAUUUAUUUACAUCUUUAAGACUAUCAAACUAUCUUCAUCUAAUUGUGGUACUUUGGUCAGUGGGUCGUCUUACAACUAAUCGAUCGUGUUAAACUGAUUGAAACACAACAUCGUAGAACAAGAUGAAUACGCUGCCAGCCCAACCCAUUGGGAUACAAAGUACAGCAGGUGCUGUACCCAUUCGAAAUGAAAAAGGAGAGAUUUCUAUGCAGAAGGUGAAAGUACAGAGGUAUAUAUCAGGUAAAAAGCCAGACUACGCACAAGGCGCGUCGUCGUCAGAAGAAUCUGAUACAGAAGAUUUUAUAGAGCAACAGAAACCAGAUCGCAGGCAGCAAACUUUACCACAGAUAAUAAGCAAGAAGGAAGAACAUCAUAGCGAUUCUGAGAAAGAAGUGGAUGAUCCUCGUUUACGGCGUUUAAGACAAGCAGCCCAGUCACCACCAAGACGAGCUGAACACAAGCCAGAGAUCAUUGAUGCAGAACCAGAGGAGGAACAUGAGAGUAGUGUUGAGGAAUUCAAGGACAGUUCUGAAAGUGAAGAUGAACUUGAGGAGGAGGAGAUUGAGAGACGCAGACAGGCUCUUAAAGCUAAACUUGCUGCCAGGGAAGCUGAAAAGGAGGUUCUGGGUAGAGAUGAUGAUGAGGAAAUGUUGGAUGGAGAUAAGGAAGAGAGUGGUUCAUCAGACACUGAGUACACAGACAGUGAGGAAGAUACAGGCCCACGCGUAAAGCCCGUUUUCGUAAGAGCUUCAGACAGAAUGACAGUCCAGGAGCGAGAAAGGAAAAUAAAGCAGCAAAAGAAAGAGGAAGCAGAGGCUAGGAAAGAAAAAGAAGAGAGGAGAAGAGAGGCUUUAAAAUUGGUUGAAGAGACUAUCAGAUCUGAGCAGAGAGCUACACAGGGUGAACACAAAGAAGGUAAUAUCAAUGACGUGUGCACUGACGACGAGAACGAUGAACUUGAGUACGAGGCGUGGAAACUGCGUGAAAUGAAGCGCAUCAAACGCGACAAGGAAGAGAGAGAAGCUGUUGAAAAGGAAUUGCUAGCUAUCGAGCGUAUGCGUAACAUGACUGAAGAGGAACGCCGCGUGGAACAACGUCUUAAUCCAAAACUCGUCACCAACAAGUCUGUCAAGGGCAAAUACAAGUUCCUACAGAAAUAUUACCACAGGGGUGCUUUCUACUUGGAUAAAGAAGACGAGGUGUUCAAACAAGACUUCUCUGGUCCUACUUUGGACGAUCACUUUGAUAAGACUGUUUUGCCUAAGGUAAUGCAAGUAAAGAAAUUCGGUCGCUCGGGACGUACGAAGUACACACAUUUGGUGGACCAGGAUACAACUGAGUUUGAUUCAGCGUGGAGCAACGAAGGCGCGGCAGCUAGGCUGGCUAACUUCAGGGGCGGCAUGAAACAAGUCUUUGACAAACCGUCCGCUAAGAGGAAGCAUAACGUCUGAUAAUAUCGUACACCUUAUCACUGUACAGUUGAAGAAAAAAUAGGCACCUAUGGUAGCAGUGGCCAAUUGACAAUUCACGGGGUUUGCAGUAAGUUUUACCGCCAAAUUUCC